CCAACAGAAGCAGCAGCUGGAGAAGGAGACAGGCCUGAAGAUAGUGGAGGCCGGAGUUAGUGAUAGGGGCAGCCUGACCCAGAUCCCCAUGGUGAAGGAGACCAGGGUGGAGUCGGGCCAGUUCCUGCUGCUCUCCGUCCUCUGCAUGCUCUUCAUCCUGGUGGCGCUGGCAGUGUCCGCCACCUUCUUCUGCGUGCGCCAGCGCUCACACCUCCACAUGAAGGAGAAGCUGGCCAGCCUGGGGACUGACACCAGCACCGAUGCCACCGCAACCUAUCAGGAGCUGUGUCGCCAGCGAAUGGCGAUCCGGACAUCUGAGCGCGUCGAGCGGCCGGAGACCCUGCGCCACUCGCGGCUCAACAGCGUGUCAUCCCAGUUCAGCGACGGCCCCGCGGCUAGCCCUUCGACCCGCAGCAGCACCUCCUCCUGGUGCGAAGAGCCAGUGCCAUCCAACAUGGACAUCUCCACUGGUCACAUGAUACUGUCAUACAUGGAGGACCACUUGAAGAACAAGAACCGGCUGGAGCGUGAAUGGGAGGCCCUGUGCUCCUACCAGGCGGAGCCCAGCGCCUGCAGCGUGGGACAGGGGGAGCAGAACUCCAAGAGGAACCGCUCAGACGCCGUGGUCGUAUAUGAUCACUCCAGGAUCACCUUGAAAGCGGAGAACAACCACGGCAACUCAGAUUACAUCAAUGCCAGUCCAAUCAUGGACCAUGACCCUCGCAACCCUACUUAUAUCUCCUCGCAAGGCCCACUUCCUUCCACCGUGGCAGACUUCUGGCAGAUGGUGUGGGAGAGCGGCUGCGUUGUCAUCGUCAUGCUGACGCCACUGUCUGAAAAUGGAGUGAAACAGUGUCACCACUACUGGCCUGAUGAGGGAUCUGAUGUCUACCACAUAUACGAGGUCAACUUGGUGUCCGAGCACAUCUGGUGUGAGGACUUCCUGGUGCGGAGCUUCUACCUUAAAAAUCUGCAGACCAACGAGACACGCACCGUUACCCAAUUCCACUUCCUGUCCUGGAUGGACCGUGGGAUCGCCACCUCGGCCAGGACGCUGCUAGACUUCCGCAGAAAGGUUAACAAGUGCUACCGGGGUCGAUCUUGCCCAAUAAUUGUUCACUGCAGUGAUGGAGCUGGCAGGAGUGGGACUUACAUUCUGAUUGACAUGGUCCUCAAUAGGAUGGCUAAAGGUGCUAAAGAGAUUGAUAUUGCCGCUACCCUGGAGCACUUGAGAGACCAGAGAGCUGGCAUGGUCCAGACAAAGGAGCAGUUUGAGUUUGCGCUGACAGCCGUGGCAGAGGAGGUGAAUGCCAUCCUGAAGGCGCUUCCUCAGUGAAGGCAUCGUCGCCCCCCCACACACACUCACAUACACACACCUUUUUCUCCCUCGAUGAGCAACGGUUUCCUCUGCCCACUCAAGACUGACAUCUCUCCCUGCCCUUCCUUCUCCUCCUCGCUCUGUUUCUCUCUUCUCUGUCGCUGCCUCCUCUUCACCUCUAUAUAUACUGUAUACUUAUGAAUGUCGUGCCAGAUAUUGCACCUGGAUCCGUAUUUGCUAAAUCCGCCUCAGAGUACGGCUGUCAAUCUGAGAUCUGUGUCGAUUAUGUGAUCUGGGGCCGGCGGCGAUGUCUGAUCUAAUUUGAUGGAGGAACUUAGAUCAGCACUCCUACUGUGAGACUUUCCCCCGGUCCUGUAUAACUGUGAUGUUGUUCCUGAUCAGUGCCACUGACGACAUGUUUACGUGAUAUCAAUUUUUUGUUCCAAAAACUGAUUCUGAUGCAGAGAAAAUGACAUUUAAAACUGUCAUUUAUGAAAUGUAAAAAAAAAGUGUAUCUACAGUGUCCCGGAGGCCACGUGAAUGUCUGCAUUUUACCUUAAUUUGUCUAGUAUUUCAAAUAUUCAAUAUAUGACAAAGAAAAAACAAUAAUUGUCAUAUUUGAGAGGCUGGAAAGAAAUAAUAAACCAACUCAUCUUUGCAGCUCUCAACUGAAGUCGUUUUAGAAUAAUAAAGCUAAGUUAUCGCCUGUAAAAAUCACAUUACUGUACAGAAUGUUUCCCCCUCAAUGAAUUGAUGGCGUUUUUGGAAAUAAACUCACGUUUCUUCCUCCUCCUCUGUGAUCUGAAUCAACGACUGUAUACUCAGCAUCACAUGUAUAGAUGUUAAAGUGUAUGUGUAUUGUUGUAUUUCGGGUGCGGACAUCUCCGUCUCGUAUCUCUGACUCGUAGAAAAGCCUCACGGAUCACGAUCAUCGCAACAUAUCAUGUGUUUUGUUUUUUUCGUUGAUUUUACAGUUUAAUUGUUUGUUACAUGAACAUCUCAUGUUAGUAGUAAAUGUGAAAUUUACCAACUGAGAUAGUUAUCGCUUCUAUUUAGAAAUGUUGUCAUCCUAUAUUGAUAAAAAACAAUAUGAUAUUUAAGCA
Molecule: messenger RNA, 2421 nt
Organism: Paralichthys olivaceus (Japanese flounder)
Lineage: Eukaryota; Metazoa; Chordata; Actinopteri; Pleuronectiformes; Paralichthyidae
Source: RefSeq, a predicted model, not a curated record